CACACUUUGGCCUAGACCUAUCACAGUUCAGCUAGGUUCCCCCAGAUGGGUGCAGGCUACGCAGGCUGGGGUGUACCAGAAGUGUUUCUCGGGACAGAGAACUUUGGGUGGUUCCGUUGAACAGUAGGUUAUCUGAGAGACCUUUUACUUUCCAGUUUUUUUCCCCAGGAGAGUCUACUCUCUCUCCUUCAGUGCUCUGUGUCACUAUGCCUGAGCUCUGUGAUUAGGAUUGUAAAGGACAGGAGAGUCUACUCUCUCUCUUUCAGUGCUCUGUGUCACUAUGCCUGAGCUCUGUGAUUAGGAUUGUAAAGGACAGGAGAGUCUACUCUCUCUCUUUCAGUGCUCUGUGUCACUAUGCCUGAGCUCUGUGAUUAGGAUUGUAAAGGACAGGAGAGUCUACUCUCUCUCUUUCAGUGCUCUGUGUCACUAUGCCUGAGCUCUGUGAUUAGGAUUGUAAAGGACAGGAGAGUCUACUCUCUCUCUUUCAGUGCUCUGUGUCACUAUGCCUGAGCUCUGUGAUUAGGAUUGUAAAGGACAGGAGAGUCUACUCUCUCUCUUUCAGUGCUCUGUGUCACUAUGCCUGAGCUCUGUGAUUAGGAUUGUAAAGGACAGGAGAGUCUACUCUCUCUCUCUCAGUGCUCUGUGUCACUAUGCCUGAGCUCUGUGAUUAGGAUUGUAAAGGACAGGAGAGUCUACUCUCUCUCUUUCAGUGCUCUGUGUCACUAUGCCUGAGCUCUGUGAUUAGGAUUGUAAAGGACAGUACCAUUGGGUUGUGCAGGGAGUGUCAAACUGUGAGUCUAAGGGUUUUGCCUUACUGUGACUGUGGGCUGGAUGGCUGAGCUGGUGAGAGUGAGGAAGAAACACCUCCAGAUGCCUAUCUCCAGGCUGAGGUGUAUGAUCAAACAACUGGAGGAGAAAGAAGUGGACUUUGAAGAUCUAAAGAAGAACUUGGACUACACAGCAUCCUUACUGGAGGCAGUUUACAUUGAUGGAACCAGACCGAGUCUGGAUGCAGAGGAUGACCUCCAGAAGCUCCACUCUGAUGGUGUGCCCACGGAGGUUACUGAUUGGCUGGCUUCAACCUUCACUCAGAGGGCCCGCCGCCCUUCCCGCCGCUCCGACGACAAACCAAAGUUCCGCAGCAUCGUCCAUGCAGUGCAGGCUGGGAUAUUCGUUGAGAGGAUGUUCAGAAGGGCCUACACGGCUGCCAUGCCGGACCAACCUGCAGCAGUCGUCAACUGUCUCAGGGACAUUGACCGGUGGAACUUUGAUGUGUUUGCCCUGAACACUGUCUGCCAUGACCACGCACUACAGACCCUGUUCUUGGAGCUGGUCACACGAUACGAACUCAACAGCAGAUUCAAGAUCCCCAUCUCCUGUCUGAUGUCCUUCUUGGAGAAGCUGGAGAAAGGCUACAGUAAACACAGCAACCCGUACCACAGCAGUGUCCACGCAGCCGACGUCACACAAACCCUACACUGUCUGCUCCUCCGUACAGGACUAGUGCACUGGUUGACUGAACUGGAGGUUCUGGCGUCCCUGUUUGCCGCGGCCAUCCAUGACUACGAACACACUGGAACUACCAACAAUUUCCACAUUCACACAAAGUCAGACUUUGCUAUGAUCUACAACGACCGGUCAGUCCAGGAGAGCCACCACAUUAGUGCUGCGUUCCGUCUUCUCCAAGACGACCAGGCCAACAUCUUCAUGAACCUCUCCAGGGAAGAGUGGAUGGAGCUGCGAGCGCUGGUAAUAGAGAUGGUGUUGGCUACAGACAUGUCGUCUCACCUCGUCCAGGUCAAAGCCAUUAAGGGGUGUCUGCAGCAGCAGGAAGGCGUGGACAAACCCAAAGCGCUGUCCCUACUACUGCACACUGCAGACAUCAGCCACCCCUCCAAGCCCUGGGGUCUACACUCUCGCUGGACCAAAGCCCUCAUGGACGAGUUCUUCAGACAGGGUGACAGAGAGGCAGAACUAGGUCUUCCUUUCUCUCCACUGUGUGAUCGGAACAGCACCCUAGUCGCAGAGUCACAGAUAGGUUUCAUAGACUUCAUAGUGGACCCUACAUUCUCCCUACUGACUGACAUGGCUGAGAAGAUAGUCAUUCCCCUGGUGGAAGACAACCCAGGACCACCAGACCCCUGCAAUCGGCAUAGUAAUCUGUGGAAGGAGAGUUCCAGAGGACUACAGUGGAGCCUGGCUCACAUCACCUCAGAACUGGUCACCUUCAGAUCCACCUGGACACGACACACAGAGGACAACAAGUUCAAAUGGAAGGAGAGCGGCUCCAAUGGAAUGUUGGAGCAGAACGUGACGAAGGAGCCGCCGACUGGUGAAGACGAACUGUUCUAACGCUGUAACGAUGCUCAACAGUAGAGAGGCCCUCUCAUGUAGUACGACGCCUAUGGAAACCAUAUGGAAACCAUAGUGAUUUAAUGAGGAUUGAAAUAUACAUGCUGGUCGUGUUAUUUGCUAAUUACCAGAUAUGUUUUUACCCAAACACAUUGUUUAACCAGUUAGGAAAACAUUGAUGGAGAAACGGAACAAAGAACAUGGGUGUAGCAGGGGUAACAUGGGUAACAGGGGUAACAUGGGUAGCAUGGGCAACAUGGGUAACAGGGGUAACAGGGGUAACAUGGGUAACAUGGGUAACAUGGGUAACAUGGGU
Messenger RNA from Salvelinus fontinalis (brook trout), 2668 nucleotides. Its product is annotated as dual specificity calcium/calmodulin-dependent 3',5'-cyclic nucleotide phosphodiesterase 1B-like. Gene Ontology annotation, molecular function: 3',5'-cyclic-nucleotide phosphodiesterase activity. Gene Ontology annotation, biological process: signal transduction. Bases 832 to 2352 code for a protein of 506 amino acids. The transcript has 14 exons. Lineage: Eukaryota; Metazoa; Chordata; Actinopteri; Salmoniformes; Salmonidae. The record is from RefSeq and is a predicted model, not a curated record.